AUGAACAAUUUUGAGGUCGCAACAUUCAUAUUAGGGAAGCUUGUUUUUUAUGGAUGCACAAGUUUAGAUAUUCAAAAAAUUGGAACAAACUUUAACCUUAUUAGUACAGAUUCACAACCGUUUAUCAGAACAGGAAUUACAACAUUAACAAUCAACACAGGAGUUCAAUAUUUGUUCUGUAACAGUCCAAGUUUAACAACAGUUGUCUUUUCAGAAACGAGCGGAUUGACGUUUGUUCCUUCACACAUGUUUGAGAACUGCACAAGUCUUCAAUCAGUCACAUUCAACAGUGGAAUGACAACAAUCAAAAGAUUUGCAUUCGCAAACACAGCAUUGACGAAACUUGAUUUGAAGAAUGUUUUCAUUCUCGAACCAUUAUCAUUCUAUAAAUCAGGUGUCCAAGAGAUCACUUUCAACAAGAACGUCGAAGUUAAAAAUAUCUGGGAUACAGAAUACAAAGAUGAAAGUGACGUCAAAGGAGAAUAUGAUGAUGUUUACACAAUCGAACAGAUGAACAAAGGAAUUCUUUCAUAUUUGACACAGUUCAUGGAUGUUGAAUUCGAAAGUGAUUUCAGACUAAUCGAAAAGUAUUCAACACAUCGUUUCUGUGUCUUCUUGAACGAAUCAAGACUUACUAAGAUCACAUUAGGCAGUAGUGUUACAGAGUUCAAAUCAUCGAUGUUCGCAAACUGUUCAUUGACAACAUUCGAUGUUACAGGAAACAGCAACUUCGUUUUUGAAAGUGGCAUUCUUUACAGCAAAUCUAAGAUUGAACUUAUUUGCAUUGCCACAUUAGCUGCAACUGAAUACACUGUUCCAUCAUCCAUCUCUAUCAUUUCUCCAUUCGCUUUCACAUUCGUUCCAACAAUCACAAAGAUAACAGUUCCAUCUUCUGUUGCCAAGUUUAACUAUGCCUUUGCAAACAUGAACAGAUUGAGAAACAUUACAUUCCAAGGCUCUGUUUCAUUUAUUCCAGAUGGUGCAUUCUUCUGCUGCCACUCUCUCAAAAAUAUCGAAAUUCCAUCAUCAUCAACAGUCACAAGCGCAGGUGAUCUCUCAUUUGCAUUCUGCUACUCACUUGUCAAUUUGAUGACAAACUCAUUCGAAAAGAUUGGCAGAGGAUGCUUCAUUUGCUGCCAAAAAUUGAGCUCAGUUGACUGCAGUAAAUUAACAAUCUUGAAUGAGUUCACAUUCUAUCAUUGCAUAGGCAACACAACAUUCACAUUUGGUGACAACAUCAAGAUCAUUUCAAAGAAUGCAUUCUUCAUGUCAUCAAUCGAAUCAUUUACUGUUCCAGCUAAUGUCAUAUCAAUUGAACAGCAAGCAUUUUCAAUGUGCAAGGAGUUAACAACCGUCACAUUGAAUUCUAAGUUGGUUCGCAUUGGCAAAGAAGCAUUUGCAGGCAGUGGUGUCAAGAAUAUCCAGAUUCCAAACAGUGUUAGAUUCAUUGAACAGUCUGCUUUCGAUAACUGCAAGAAUGUCACAUUCUCAUUCGAAACAGGAGGCCAUCCAUUGUUUGAUGUUGACAACAACUGCUUCAUUCAUAAAGCAACAAAGAACCUUCUAUUCACAUUCGGUGACACAUAUCACAAGUUCACUGUUUCAGAGAAAGUUAAAGAAGUUUUACCAAACUCUCUUCGCUUCACAACAGUUCAAAGAGAAAGAAAUGAAGGUGGAUUCACUCUUUUCUCCGGUGUCAACACAUUAGUUAUCCCAGAAGUUGUUUACGAUGUUCAAGACAAUCUCACAAAUAAUCCACUCAUCGACAGUGUCUGUCUCGAUGGAAUAUCUACAUUCAACUUAUUCUUCCCAAUCAGAAAUGACAUGACAGUUUUCAUCACAGAUGAUUUUGUGUAUGGAACAUAUUACAACACUAUACACGUUAUCCAUGACAUGUGCAAAGACACAGUCGACUCACGUUAUGACCCUCGCCGUUAUGACAGACUUGAUGGCAUCUAUGAAGGAAACUGCUCAACAUCAAUCAACGACACAUACACAUCGGAAUUCAGUGAUCCAAUCUAUGGCGGAAACUUCCCAUUCAUCAACCAGAAGCAGGCCAAAGCAGUCUUUGAAUAUGCUGGUGUUUCCCCACUCACUGCAUUUAUAUCCAUCUAUGUCAUCCUUAUUACCCUCGCUCUUAUCUUUUCAGCUCUUUAUAUUGCGCGCAUCAAUUAA
Molecule: messenger RNA, 2175 nt
Organism: Trichomonas vaginalis G3
Lineage: Eukaryota; Parabasalia; Trichomonadida; Trichomonadidae
Product: ribonuclease inhibitor domain-containing protein
Exons: 1
Coding region: 1-2175 (724 amino acids)
Source: RefSeq, a predicted model, not a curated record